AUGCAACUGCACUCGGAUGAUGCUCUCCGAGGCCAAGAAGACCUGAAGGAGCAGGUGGCCAGGGUUGAGCACAGAGCUAACCUGUUGCAGGGAGAAACUGAGGAGCUAAGGACAGCUCUGGAACAGACAGAGAGGAGCAGGAAAGUGGCUGAACAGGAGCUCAUGGACAACACUGAGUGCGUGCAGCUCCUGCAUACCCAGAACACCACCCUUAUGAAUACAAAGAAGAAGCUGGAAACCGAUAUUGCUCAAAUCCAAAGUGAGGUGGAGGAGGCCAUUCAAGAGGCAAGAAAUGCUAAAGAGAAAGCAAAGAAGGCAAUUACAGAUGCAGCCAUGAUGGUGGAGGAGCUGAAGAAGGAGCAGGACACCAGCACUCACCUGGAGAGGAUGAAGAAGAACCUGGAGCAGACGGUGAAGAACCUGCAGCUCCAUCUGGAUGAGGCAGAACAGCUGGCACUGAAGGGUGGCAAGAAGCAGCUUCAGAAGCUGGAGUCCAGGAUCCAAGAGCUCGAGUCCAAGCUGGAAGGAGAGCAGAAACGAGCUGCAGAUGCCAUCAAAGGCAUUUGGAAAUAUGAACGGCGCAUCAAGGAGCUGACUUUCCAGGGUGAAGAGAACGAAAAGAGGUUACAGGACUUAGUGGAUAAACUUCAGUUGAAAGUCAAAUCCUACAAGAGAGAAGUUGAGGAGGCUGAUACACAAGCCAAUGUUCACCUCUCCAAAUUCAGGAAAGUACAGCAUGAGUUGGAGGGGGCUGAGGAACAAGCAGAUAUUUCUGAGUCUCAGGUCAAUAAGCUUAGAACUAAGACCUGA
Chelonia mydas (Green sea turtle) is the source of this 810-nucleotide messenger RNA. RefSeq names its product myosin-8. The transcript has 6 exons. Gene Ontology annotation, molecular function: protein serine/threonine kinase activity. Bases 1 to 810 code for a protein of 269 amino acids. Lineage: Eukaryota; Metazoa; Chordata; Testudines; Cheloniidae. Gene Ontology annotation, cellular component: cytoskeleton; cytoplasm; myosin complex. The record is from RefSeq and is a predicted model, not a curated record. Gene Ontology annotation, biological process: actomyosin structure organization; peptidyl-threonine phosphorylation.